AUGAGUGUCAGCAACUAUGUUCUCUAUGAAGCAUAUGGUAAUGCCACUGCUGCCCUGGACAAUAUAGAGGUGCACUGGAUCAACAAGCCCAGUGUCUUGUUGCUGAAUAAAUCGUACACGUGCUUUAUAGACGUGUACAUUCCCAGCACAGAAGGCCUCCCAGUGUCUAAUUUCUGCCCAAAGCUCCUGCUUCCAAACCUUUUGCGGCUCAGUAUGACCCACCAUAACACUAGCGUUGAUACCCUGCAAUAUUCAGAGGAGCUGGUGCUCAAGGAGACCAGCCGCCUGGGAAGGUUUGCAUUCAGCUUUGCCCCGACCACCGUUGGAAGAUUCAACAUCAACCUUUCGUACCAGCAAGUAACAGUUUGGAGCUGCCAGAUGCACAUCAUCGACUCGUGGUUUCCGUCGGACAAGGCGGAGAUUAAUGGGCCUCUCCUGCAUGCUAAGACACAAGGUAGUUUCUUCGGUCAGCGCGUUUUAGACAACAGGGCAUUCUUCAUUGUCUCUGUGGCAGAGCCGUGUUAUAUAGGCGUCGCAGAUAGUGGUAAUAGAACCAAAACAUGGUCGGCCCAGGUCAAUCCUGGAUUUACUAAGGUUGAAAUAGUAGACAAACAAUUGAAUUUACUAACAAUUUCACAUCUUGGGGGGCCCUCUUCAGAAACCAUUGACACAAAGACUAUCCGCGUAGAGCCCAAGCAGUUCUCCCCUUACAUAAAACUUCGGCAGGGGCAGGAGGCGCGGUUUAUCAAUAUAGAAUAA
Molecule: messenger RNA, 759 nt
Organism: Giardia duodenalis
Lineage: Eukaryota; Fornicata; Diplomonadida; Hexamitidae
Exons: 1
Coding region: 1-759 (252 amino acids)
Source: RefSeq, a predicted model, not a curated record